Cuscuta epithymum is the source of this 1176-nucleotide messenger RNA. NCBI's taxonomy places the organism in Eukaryota, Viridiplantae, Streptophyta, Magnoliopsida, Solanales, Convolvulaceae. The record is from the annotation of a GenBank genome assembly.
AAGAAUAAACGAAAAUUCUCCAUAUCUUCUUCCGAUAUUUUACAAUAUGAUAUAAUGAAAUGUUGCUGAACAUAUGUACACAUAUUAUCUUUCUAUUAAAGGAGUAAAACCUUAUUUUAGGAUAAAUCGAAAAGAAAAAUAAAACUAAAUAAAAUGAGAUGGAUGGAUUAUAUAUGGGAAAUAAAAGACAAAUAAGAGAUUCUUUAAUUUAAAAAAAAAAAAAGACAAAUAAGAGAUCGAGGACACCACAGGGCACAGGGCGGGUAAAACGUCCAUUUUAUUGACCCAAGAAGGUUACCUUCUUCCAAAACAAGCAAAGAGAGAAAUGAUAUACUAUUCGUCUAUUCGGUACACUAAUUACCCAGUUAUUUAUAGUAUUUGACCAUUAUUUGAGAAAACCGUUGACCCAAAACAUAUUACUACCGGAGAAUAUAAUGUAGAGUAUAUGAUUUUGAUCACCAGCACUCGUAAAACUUGAUAUCGACGCGAAGCCGGAAAUAAACCGACCCUUCGAAUGCGUCGGUCAUGAUGGUGGCGACGCCGCGGUGCAUGAAGAAGUCGCCGGUGCCGCCGACCACCGAAAUUUCCCUCGCCUUGACCAAAAUUGGGUCAACGCCGACAAAGCUGAUCGUCCCUUGAUAUAAGCCGGUAUGAUUCAGCGCGAAAGAAAAAGCCAGCCAAGACGUGAAAGUAUUCUUAGUAUCGUAUAUGUACAUCCCUUGCGCCCUUCCCACCGGCGGGGAGUGGAAGUUGUUGUCCAGAGUGAUCGGGUCGUCGAAGACGACGACGUCGCCGAAGUGGAACUGGUCGGCGAGGAUGGUUCGGUUCGCGCCCUCGGGCGCCCCGACGAUGGCCGACGUGGCGUUGGCGGCGUUUUGGCCGUUGUAGAUUACGUCGUGGAAGAAGAGCACGAGCUCCUUGCAUGGCUUGUAUGGCCUUUUAGGCGCCAUUGCAUGGAUGGAAGAAAUUGUGAGUGAGAAGAGAAUGAUAAGGAGACAUAGUGUUGUGAGAGGGUUGGGAUUUUUUGGUUGCUUCAUUUUCUUUGUUAUGUGCUAGACAAAACAAGAGGAUAAUUAGUGGUAUAGUACUAUAGUCUAUGAAUUGUUUUGAUUCAGCAUUAUCCUUUUAUAGGAGUGUGGAGCAGAAAGGUUGAUAAUGGAAGCCAGUGGAGUAACU